This is a messenger RNA of Eruca vesicaria subsp. sativa (arugula), 240 nucleotides long. The record is from the annotation of a GenBank genome assembly. Lineage: Eukaryota; Viridiplantae; Streptophyta; Magnoliopsida; Brassicales; Brassicaceae.
AUGUAUCUGAGCCAUAUUUUGGAUAAUUGUAUGACAAUUCUGAUUGGGUUGAUUGUCAAAUUAUUCUACAUGGUUGGUAGGGAGAAUUUGGAGUCCAGUGCGGAGUUAGAUAUUUCUCUCCUCAUUGGUUCGGAGGUUUUUGAUGACGAAAAGAGAAGUAACAUCCACAAUUUUCUCCUCUGGAUCAUGAUGGUUGCGGAUAUGAAACUAUGUGCCAACACUUUCAAGGUUAAGAUGUAG